GUCCGGGUCUUUGGGUGGUUUGCUAGAGUAAGUGUUAAGGGAAAUGAGUGCUAAAUUGCGCAGGCGCACUCCCUCACCGAAGACGGUCACUUUCGAUCCCUCGCCACCCACCACUCUGGAGAGGAGACCGCAGACGUACAGGUUUAAGAAUGCCGCGGAAUGGGAACAAUAUCUCAAUGCAUUGUUGGCGGACCUUCAGAACACUAUACAUCCCGGUUCCGGCGGAAUCAGCUCCAGUAAUUCCGGAUACGGAUCACUCAACAAAACUAGACAAUCUCCGGGUGUUGAGAGUCCGGUGUCCCGAGUAGAUGGAUACUCUGUAAAAACUAGUACCCCUACUUAUGGAAAAACUCAGCCGACUUCCGGCGGAAAAAGUCCGUCUUUCGGCGGCAGUUAUGCCGUCGAUUCUAGCGGCUAUGGUUCUUUGCCGCGGGGUGGAUCAUCCGACAAUCGCGCCUAUUCGAACAUCAACGAACUGGACUCUCUACUCGAGGAUCUGAGCAAGAGCAAUUACAGGACGCCCUACAACCAAGAAAACGGCAUGAACGGAACGUUGAACGGUUCGCGUAGUGGUUCCGGAACCCGAAGUCCGGCCAUCGGUUCCAGACCCUCCAGUGCCCAGAACACGCCGUGCAGACCCACGGUGGAGAGUCUUUUGGAAGACCUUGACAUCAAUUACGAAAACAGCGGGGACGUCAUUUAUACGGGUCCCAAAAAGGUUACGAUUACGGUGAAGGAAACGAAGACCGAAACAGGAUUUCCGGGAGAGACGGAACUGAUCUCUCAGCAUGUUGUUGCGACGCACGCUCCUGCAGCGUCCUCCGCCACCAGAGAGUUGGACGAUCUUAUGGCCGAUUUAUCCAACAUCAAGGUACAGCAGCCCGCCAUCACAGAGUCCGAGUACGCUCAGCCGGUUAAAGUGACCCACUCCACUCAAUCGAGUGCACCUCAAAAGCAGAACUUGGAGUCUAUGCUUGGUCACCUCCAGGCAGAUAUGAGCAAACAAGGAGUCAACACCAGCCAAAAGGGCUGCUGCAGCGCCUGCGACAAGCCGAUCGUCGGUCAGGUCAUCACCGCGUUGGGCAAGACCUGGCAUCCGGAGCACUUCGUCUGCGCCCACUGUAACCAGGAGUUGGGCACCAGGAACUUCUUCGAGAGGGACGGCAAGCCUUACUGCGAGCCCGACUACCACAAUCUCUUCAGUCCCAGAUGCGCGUACUGUAACGGACCCAUUUUGGAUAAAUGCGUGACCGCACUGGACAAGACCUGGCACAUGGACCACUUCUUCUGCGCCCAAUGCGGCAAGCAAUUCGGCGAGGACGGCUUCCAUGAGCGCGACGGCAAGCCUUUCUGUCGCGACGACUACUUCGACUUGUACGCUCCCAAGUGCGGAGCCUGCAAUCGGGCCAUCAUGGAAAACUACAUUUCCGCCCUUAACUCCCAAUGGCAUCCGGACUGCUUUGUUUGCAGGGAGUGCAGAUUCCCGUUUGCUGGAGGAUCCUUCUUCGAUCAUGAAGGCCAGCCCUAUUGCGAAACCCACUACCACCAGCUAAGAGGAUCACUUUGUGCCGGUUGUCACAAACCUAUAUCCGGUCGUUGCGUCACCGCCAUGUUCAGGAAAUUCCACCCAGAGCAUUUCGUCUGCGCCUUCUGCUUGAAACAACUCAACAAAGGCACAUUCAAGGAACAAAACGAAAAGCCAUACUGUCAUGCUUGUUUUGAUAAGCUCUUCGGUUAGUGUGAUGUAUAAUUCUAUAAUUCAUCUUUUUGAGCCAUUCUGUUGAGCAUUUUUUUGGAUAAUUUUAUUGAUGAUAUAUUUUUAUAAAUAGAUGUAUAUCAGCUUGUUAAUUUAUACGAUUUUUUUAUUUGAAAGCUUUUAAGGCACUUUUUUAACAGACACAACUGAUUUUAUUGAUAUAUUAGGGCUGGGAAAUCUUACUUACAUUUACAAAUAAGAGCUAACAUUUCACUUAUUUUAAAACUUAUGUGAUUUAUGUAAUUGUUCAUAAUCUUUUUGUAUACUUAAACACUUGUUAAUUGUCUGCAUUUCUCUCAAAUAAGUAAGUUGCCAUAAUUUUUGUAUUCUGUAAUAGAUUGAUAAUUUAAAGGCAGUUAUCAAUUAAUUUUAAUAUAAAAUAUAGUGUGUUUUCAGUCAUUAAUUAAAUAAAUAUAUAAUACAUUAA
Messenger RNA from Aethina tumida (small hive beetle), 2183 nucleotides. RefSeq names its product leupaxin-like. NCBI's taxonomy places the organism in Eukaryota, Metazoa, Arthropoda, Insecta, Coleoptera, Nitidulidae. The transcript has 8 exons. The coding region runs from base 44 to 1738 and encodes 564 amino acids. The record is from RefSeq and is a predicted model, not a curated record.